GUCAUCUAUGAAAUGUCACUUAGAUACAUGUCAAAAAAUCAAAAUAAAUAAUUUUUCAUAUUAUUGUUGCUUAAUGCUUUAAAUAAAAUAUUUUUGAGAAAUUCAAAUCAUAAAUCAAAAUGUCUAAACGAAAUUUAGUAUUUCAUCCAAUUAUAAGCUCUAUUCAAAGGAUAGCUUUAUAUGAAACCAAAACUAGAUUUUAUCUAAUUGGAUCAAAUAAUACACAAACAAGAUUCCGUGUACUAAAAAUAGACAGAACAGAUUCAAAGGAACUAAUUUUAGUUGAUGAUAAAGUUGAGUACAAUAAACAGGAAAUACACCAACUGUUGAACAUGAUUGGAUUUGGUAAUAGGAGUGGCCGGUCACCUGGGUUAAAUAAGCUUGUAUCAGCCUUCGGCAUUGUGGGGUUCAUAAGAUUCCUGGAAGGCUAUUAUAUAAUAUUAGUAACAAAAAGACGUAAGAUAGCUGUGAUUGGCUCACAUUCCAUUUAUAAAAUAGAAGACACUGCAAUGAUAUACAUUCCUAAUGAAAGCAACAAGCCACUGCAUCCAGACGAACAGCGAUAUGUUAAAAUGUUCCUAGCAAUAGAUCUCUCAACAAACUUUUAUUACAGCUAUAGUUAUGAUAUAACACAUACAUUACAAAUGAAUAUGGCUCCUCCGAGAAAAUUGGCACCAGCUUUAUUUCCCAAACCGGUCACUGCAGCUGUAUAUCAGUCAAACUUGAACUCUGAACAGGAAAAGUGCACAUGUAAUAAUGAACAAGAUGAUGAAGACAUCUUUGAAACAUGGAAAAAACAGUUACUUGAGAGACAACUCAAAACUGGGGUACAAAAUACAAAAUUAGAGUUUGGUGUGAGAACAGUACCACAGUGGAGGUUUGUUUGGAACAGCCACCUUUUAUCUGUUGUGCAUUCACAACUGCAUCCUGAUUGGAUUCUUUACAUUAUACAUGGGUUUAUUGAGCAAAGUAACCUAAAUAUAUUUGGUCGGCCUAUAUAUUUGACUCUUAUUGCUAGAAGAAGCAAUCGAUAUGCGGGCACAAGAUUCUUAAAGAGAGGUGCUAAUAUGCACGGCGAUGUCGCCAACGAAGUAGAAACUGAACAGAUAGUUCUUGACGCAAUGAUCUCCUCCUUUUCUGCUGGCAGGUUUAGUUCAUUUGUUCAAAUGAGAGGAUCGAUACCCAGCUUCUGGUCACAAGAUAUAUCUAAAAUGGUUCCUAAGCCGGCUAUAAUGAUUGACCGCAGUGAUCCAUAUGCCGAGAUACCGGCGAAACAUUUUAAUAACCUUAUGACGCGAUAUGGUUCCCCCAUUAUGAUACUAAAUCUUGUCAAAAAGAGAGAAAAGAGAAAACAUGAAUCUCUUUUAACAGAAGUCAUUAGUAAUGCCGUGAAAUACCUCAACCAGUUUUUGUCUCCAGAAAAUGCAAUACAAUAUUUCCAUCUGGAUAUGGCUAGAAUGAACAAAGGUGCUGAUGCUAAAGUGCUCGACAAACUAUCGGCUAUAGCCCGGACCGUGGUCCGCCGGACCGGUAUAUUCCUGAGCGACAAGGGCUACGGCGAGGAGAUGGGCGUGCCGGGACACCAGGCCGGUCGCCUGCAGACCGGACUCGUGCGCGUCAACUGCGUGGACUGCCUCGACAGGACCAACACCGCGCAGUUCGCUAUCGGCAAGUGCGUGCUGGCUCAUCAGUUGUAUGCAUUAGGCUUAAUCGAGGAACCUGUUAUCGAAUUCGAUUCGGACUGCGUCAGACUUUUGGAAGGACUGUACGAAGACCACGGUGACACUCUGGCGCUGCAGUACGGCGGCUCGCAACUUGUCCACAGAAUUAAAACAUAUCGUAAAACAGCGCCUUGGUCGUCCCACGGCAACGAUAUCAUGCAGACCUUGAGCCGUUACUACUCCAACACUUUCUCGGACGCGGAGAAGCAGAACACGAUGAACUUGUUCCUUGGCCUCUUCGUGCCGGACCCCAACCAACCAGCGAUAUGGGAGUACCCCACGGAUUACUAUCUACAUCACCCAGAGACCAUGGUUUACAUACCAAGCAACAGGUCGCUGACGCGCUGGUGGGACGAGGCGGCGGCGCGCAGCCUGCCCCGCGCGGCGCUGGAGAUGCGCAAGCUGUGCUGCGAGGUCAUCGGCCUGCAGGGCGACGCGCUGGAGAUGGUGGACCCCUACCAGGAGUACAACCGCCCCUUCGAGUACACCGUCUUCGCGGACUGUUUCGAGUUUAAGAUGUACCACACACUAAGGGAUCUCGCUCCGAAUUCAUAUGAGAAUUUAAGUCCUUUCGUAGUGCGCGGCCGGUCUGUAGGACAAGUGAAAGGACCCAGUUCGAAAAAUCCAGUAAUUAGCGGAAGAUCCAGCACUAUUUCCAACAAUUCUAGCGAUUCAAACAGUGACUCCACGUCAGAUGAUGACCUCACAAGCUCAACACCAAACUCCCGUCAGUCCAUAAUGUCUCCCAUAACAAUGGUGGCCAAGCUGCUGGAAGAAAACGAAGUGGAAGAAACGCCGCUCUUUCCAGCUAUUAAACGUUAUAAUUGCAUCAAAGUAGAAGAGCCUAGCAAGCGGGAUAUGUUGCUGUACAAACGCUAUGUGAACUUCGAGCGACGUUCCAAUCCACGGUACAAACCAGAUAUCCACAUUGUGAUGACCGUAAGCAGCGCCUUUACGAUUGACAGCUCCGUUGAUGUCAUCCCGCCCACCGUCACCAAAGCCUCCAAAGAAAUAUACCAGGAAUAUGUAGCACGAAGUAAUGGAAAAAUUGUCGUACCUCAAGAAUCCAUCGCGUUGUAUAAUAAAUAUGUAAAUUUUAGCUUAUAAUUAUCAUGUAAAAAAUACUAUUUUGUUAAAUGCAAAGAUUUA
Molecule: messenger RNA, 2870 nt
Organism: Vanessa tameamea
Lineage: Eukaryota; Metazoa; Arthropoda; Insecta; Lepidoptera; Nymphalidae
Gene: FIG4
Product: polyphosphoinositide phosphatase
Exons: 12
Coding region: 120-2828 (902 amino acids)
Biological process (GO): phosphatidylinositol dephosphorylation
Cellular component (GO): intracellular membrane-bounded organelle
Molecular function (GO): phosphatidylinositol-3,5-bisphosphate 5-phosphatase activity
Source: RefSeq, a predicted model, not a curated record